ACUGUCAAAAUUGUCAAAACCAUAAAAUGGUUGAUCGCCGAUUUGUCAAACUAAGUAGAAAUAAGUUUUUUGCUAUUUUAUGUUGCUAAAUUCUUUUAUAUACUUGUGUAUAAAACGUCCUAAGUAAAAUACAAUUAUUGUUGUUAUUAUAACGUAAAUAUUAAUUACAAAUACCUACGUAACCUGGCCCAAAGUAAGGCUGAUGUAGGCCAAUUAAUGCGCGAAGCCAAUUAUUGGAAUAAUAUGAUGUUCCUUCGAGGUCUUACGUAUGAAUUUAGUAACAUUACUGAAGGGAAAACAAAACCGAUGAAAUAGUGAAGCGAUUUAAUUUGAAAACUUGUUAUUCAUAAAAAAGACGAGUUGUUUCGGUAUUGAUAAAACAGUUUCUAAGCCAUGGCAGAACAAGAUCAAAUGACUGACUACAGCAUGGAUUUAAACAUCAAAGAAGAAGAUGAAGUUGUUGACGACAUAACAAUCCACAUUAAAUCUGAAAUAGAAACUGAUGAUGUCCCAACAAUUGAUUCUGCAACCGAACAUGAUGAGAACAUUCAAACUACAGAUCAUGAAAACAUCCCUACCACAGAUCACGAUGAAAACAUCCACACGGGGGAAGACAAUCACGAAACUUCUGAACCUAAUACAAGUAACGAACCUAGUCCGUUCGAAAACAUACAGCUUGAAGUAAAAGAAGAAAUGAUGUCUCCAAAUUAUAUAACACCAACCCAUAGUAAUAUAAUGGUUACGUUGCCAACAAACAUAGAAACGGAUAUGCCUAAAGCAAUGGACAUAGAUCACGAUGUGAAGGAGGAGAUGGAAGGAGAGAUAGUUACGUAUGAUUAUCCGGAUUAUGAUGAUGGCAGUAUGGACAGUGCGGAAGCUACGGCUCUUGGGAAUGUGGCAUGUUUGCUGGACGAUGUUAAUGUGAAGACUGAGGAUGAGGACAAUCUCAAAGAUUACAACAGCCUGAUCAAGCAAGAGGAAGAACUAACUGUGACGGAAACACAUUUGAUAUCAAAUAAACUGAUCAAUACAACCUCCACUAUCACUCACCCACAAGAUGGUGUGAUAGAGUCGCGAACAACCAAAACAUUAGUCAUGGAAAUACUGCCAAUGUCCACUAUAUCUGAACCGUUACAUAAAAUCGGUAACCCAGAAGAAAUCCUACCAACAACGUACUCAAGCGAUGAUUAUGACUCGUUCCAACUUAAUUCUAUUACAGGAAAUGUUCUGUCUUUAGAACAGGAAGCAUACGGGUUGUUGAAAGCUAAAACGGAUAAGAAAGGAACCGUUAUAACUUGUCCAAAGUGCCCGAAAAUGUUCAACGGUUAUUACAGGUUAAAAAAACAUUUGGGCGUUCAUGUUGCUAUUGAGAAGAGGGCGAUGGGCAUUAUCAAAGGACUUGAAACGAGGAAAGAAAACCAACAGAAGAAAUUGGAGAUGCAAAAUCAGAAAAUGCCGAAAGUUAAAAAAGAAAAAAGAAGUGGUGUUAAGAAAGAAAUUGCUAACAAAACUAGGUCUGGAAGGGCUGUUGAAGGAACUGAAUUGGAUGCGGCUAAUAUUAAAUUAGAAGAUGAAAUUGGUAUUAAAAGAGAAAAUGUUAAGAAGGAAGGUUAUGAAUGCACAUGCGGUCAAGUUUUUCAAAGACGGAGCAGAAUGGAGACUUGUCUUAGAUCUCAUAACAUGUAUUCGGACACGGAUAGCGUGUAUCCUUGUGUUUCGUGCACAAAACAAUUCAAAGAUAAAGAAGAAUUGGCGUUGCAUCGCAAACGGUUGCACAGAAAGAAAUUCCCGUGCAAAUUCUGCCCAACGGACUACGGGACUAGGAAAGAGCUGUUCAAACAUUUGCAAAUACAUCAAAAAGUGCAGUUGCUUGAAUAUAAAGUCAUAUCAGAGUUUGUCAAACAUAAGAAGAAGUUACGUUGUUUCAUUUGUUCCAAGAGUUAUUCUGAGUUAUCAGACUUGAAGUGUCACGUAAUGGAAGAUCAUAAGGAGCCCUACAUUUGCCCGCUGUGUAGCGGGACGUUUUCUAAAAUAAUAGACUUUGCUCAUCACACCAAGAGUUUUCAUCCAGAAAUCGAAGGGCAGUCGGUGCUGGAUGUUCUUGAAGCGUUUUCGAAGCUAGUCAAAGCAUGGAAGUGCGAAGAGUGCGAUUUGCAGUUUCACGAAGCCGAUAAACUGGCUGUACAUCAGAUUGAGAAACAUAGUCCCGAUGUGAAAGUGGAUUGCCAAUUUCAAUGUCCGGAUUGUCGGAGAGUUUUCAUAAGUCAGAAAGGCUUAACGUCCCAUAGAAGAAUACAUCACAGUACGGAGAGCACAGAGGAAACAGAAGAAGUAGAGAAAGGUGUGAUGUGUGUGGAAUGUCGAAAGAUCUGCAAAGAUAUGACUUCUUUGACUUCGCACAUGCGUUUACAUUCUCCUGAGAGGAAGUAUCCGUGCAAAUUCUGUGAUUUCCGUUUCGCUACACCUGAAAAGAGGAAGGCUCAUGCAGAGAUACAUACUGGAGAUUUAAAAUAUGUUUGCUUUAUUUGCGAGUAUCAGUGUAGUUCGGAGCACAGGUUGGAACAACAUAAAAUGUCAGUGAAACAUUCAAGCAUGAAAGAGUUUUUGCUGACAGGGAAGCCGUUAAUAGAAGAAUCUACGUCGAAGAAGAAUUGUAGUAAGAAGAGAGAUACAAAGAGAAGGGAAAAGAAAGAUAGUUCUAGUGAUGACGAAGUGUGUUGUGAUAUUUGCGGUGAGAAGUUUAGGAGUGAGGUUGAAAUGGCCGAACACAAACAAACACACCCGUUCAUAGAGUUUCCCCACGAAGAUACACCAAGUAGAAUAUUUUUUAAGUGACUUUCUUGCCUUUUGUUAUAUUUGUAUGUUUUUAAGUAUAACUUUUGCUGGUCAAAGGUAUUAUGUAGAAGUAGUAAGAAUCGGUAAUAGGUAGUUCAUAUUCUUUUUUUGUUUCGUUUUUUUAGAAUCUAUUUUAUUUUAUUAUUUUCAUAUAUUUUGUUUUCUGAGACUUUUCGUUUCACAAUUUCAUUAUCUUUUAUGGCUGGGUACACUUUGAUUAGUUUUUAAUACAAGUUUUAAUUUUUCUUCUUUUUUUGUAUUUGCAAUUUUUUCUCUAUAUUUUUCACUUCGAUUGCAUAUGACUGAAAGAUAUUUAUAUUAUAGUUUAUAUAAGAUAGAUUUUCACUUACAAACAAAAGUGAUUAGCACGCAACAAAUUAUUAUAAAUAUAUUUAAAAAAAUAUAUAUCAGAAUAAGUUUGUUAUAAAAUGAGUUUUCGUUUAGAGUAAAAGGAUUAAUGCUAGAACAGAACUAGAGCUUGCAGAACUUACACUUAGAGCGCUCAUUUUAAAAAGCCGAAUUUAGAAAAGUCGACGUAACAAAAUUGAUUUUCAUACAAACAUACUUAAGUUUUCUCAUAAAGAACAAUAUUAGCAAAAUAUUUAUCUGUUACAAAUAUGUUAAACUAAAACUCAAUUUAUAAAAAUAAGAACGAAACAGUUCUUAUUUAUUUUUUUUAUAUUUAAUUUGGUCUGUGAUUCGAUAAAAUAUUUUGUUCUAAAUUUGCCUUUAUAAAUUGCUAGUCUUAAAGGUUUUAAGGAGGCUUUAAUAAAUUUGUACAAAUUAUAACUGGAAUGUCGUCAGUCAAGAAUAGUUUGUAUUCACUAAUUUGAUUUUGUGAACAUUUUUCUCACUUGUUCGACUUUCGAAAUACCAAGGCUUUUCUCAUUGGUUGGAAUAAAAUAAAAAUAAUAUUUCUUUUUUAUUUUACUUUUUGGUUAAUUUUUGGUUGUAUACGAAUUUGAACGACGAAUACAAUUUUUUUUCGAUAUCGAGUCCAUAGUCGAACAAAUAAGAAAAAAAACCAAGAAAAUUCGUUUGUAUGUUAACGUGUAGUUCAGUGCCUCAUAAACUAAGUUAAGAAGUUUUGGUAAGAAGCUUUCAGAGACUAAUAGAAAUAUCAUGAUUACAUUUUUUUUUUUCAUAGCCACAAGUCAUUUUCCCUAUUUCAAUACAAUUCGUUAUGAUCAAUGUCAAAAUGUAUGUAGGUAAAGUUUACUACUGCGGAGGUCAGAUGGGUAUCGCUUCGUGUUGAAAUCUGACUCACCCGAAUGGUGAGGAUGAAACCAAGUUUAAAACGACAGGAUGGAGAAGAUCGUAACAUAUUGUUGGGAUUUCUAUACCAAAUCGUAAAAUGUCGAUUUCCAAUUGAAAUUGUUAAGAAAUGAGAGGCUUAUUUUGUCUUAAUUUUAUAAACGUUUACGUAAGUUGUUUUACCUCAAUAACUAUCUACAUUGAAGUUAUUUCUGUAACGUUAUUGUAAUUUUUUUUGUGUCUGCCUCACUUGUAGUGUAGUUCUCUUGUUAUAUCAGGGUUGAAAGAUUAUUGACAAUAUGCAGUGUUUUUUAAUGUUAUGUUUUCAAAAGAUCAACUUAUAUACCUUGCAAAAUUGUGGAAAUCAAGAGAAAAGAGUAUGUUACUCUACACAUUAAAAUAAUGAAAAAUACGAUAAAAUUGAAAAAUAAAAAAAUAACACUGCAAAUUGACAAAA
Messenger RNA from Amyelois transitella, 4546 nucleotides. Its product is annotated as zinc finger protein 91. The record is from RefSeq and is a predicted model, not a curated record. The transcript is spliced from 3 exons. The coding region runs from base 394 to 2835 and encodes 813 amino acids. NCBI's taxonomy places the organism in Eukaryota, Metazoa, Arthropoda, Insecta, Lepidoptera, Pyralidae. Gene Ontology annotation, biological process: regulation of transcription by RNA polymerase II. Gene Ontology annotation, molecular function: DNA-binding transcription factor activity, RNA polymerase II-specific; RNA polymerase II cis-regulatory region sequence-specific DNA binding.